CUUUGUGGUCAGGCGUUCUCCGCGGACGCCGGUUUGUGGCCGCGGUGCAUUGUGGCUCGGUCCCCGCUCUUCUGUCGGGAUCCUCCGCUAACGUGAAGCUGUGGUGAGGACCCAGAGUUUUUCCAGACAUGUCUGUGAGGGAGUCUUUUAACCCUGAAAGCUAUGAGCUGGACAAAAACUUCAGGCUCACGCGCUUCGCAGAGCUCAAAGGCACAGGCUGCAAGGUCCCUCAAGAUGUUUUACAGAAGCUUCUAGAAACCCUACAGGAGAACCACUAUCAGGAGGAUGAACAGUUUCUUGGGGCAGUUAUGCCUCGAUUAGGCAUCGGCAUGGACACAUGUGUGAUCCCCCUCAGACAUGGAGGCCUUUCGCUCGUCCAGACAACAGAUUACAUCUAUCCCAUUGUAGACGACCCCUACAUGAUGGGAAGAAUUGCUUGUGCCAACGUUUUAAGUGACCUGUACGCGAUGGGAGUGACGGAGUGUGACAACAUGCUAAUGCUUCUGGGGGUCAGCAACAAAAUGUCAGAAAAAGAGAGAGACAAAGUCAUGCCACUCAUCAUCCAAGGCUUUAAAGAUGCAUCGGAGGAGGCGGGCACGUCUGUCACGGGAGGACAGACGGUACUAAAUCCCUGGGUAGUGAUGGGGGGAGUGGCCACAACGGUCUGCCAACCCAACGAGUUCAUCAUGCCAGACAACGCAGUGCCGGGCGACGUGCUGGUGCUAACCAAACCUCUGGGAACGCAAGUGGCUGUUGCGGUACACCAGUGGUUAGAUAUUCCUGAGAAGUGGAACAAGAUCAAGCUGGUGGUAACACAAGAAGACGUGGAGCUGGCCUACCACGAAGCCAUGAUGAACAUGGCCCGGCUCAACAGGACAGCUGCGGGUCUCAUGCACACCUUCAACGCUCACGCAGCCACAGACAUCACGGGCUUCGGCAUCCUCGGCCACGCUCAGACGCUGGCGCGACAACAGCGGAGCGAAGUGUCGUUCGUCAUUCACAACCUUCCGGUGCUCGCCAAGAUGGCCGCCGUGUCGAAGGCCUGUGGGAAUAUGUUCGGGCUCAUGCACGGCACCUGCCCCGAAACAUCAGGAGGCCUGCUGAUCUGUUUGCCCCGAGAGCAAGCCGCCCGCUUCUGUGCAGAGAUCAAGUCCCCGAAAUACGGCGAGGGCCACCAAGCGUGGAUCAUCGGGAUUGUAGAGAAAGGAAACCGCACUGCCCGCAUCAUAGACAAACCCCGAAUCAUCGAGGUGGCGCCGCAGGCCGCCACGCAGAACGUCAACCCGACACCCGGCGCAACUUCCUAGUGCUCCCGUGGGGCGUCACAGACCGCAAGAUUUAACGCUCUGAUGAGAGAUUUUAGACACAUAAACAUCAAACCCAUCCUAGAGUAUUGAAAUAUAUUCACAAAAUACUACGUACACAGAAAAAGACUGGGUUGGCGCCGUCUUCAUGGGGGGGAAAGAAAAAAAAAAAGCCCCAGUUGGAGGCCAAAGCAGCCUGUCGCCACCCAGUGGACUCAACCUGCAGUAUCCCCAUGAUAACAAUUGGUAAGAAAUAG
This is a messenger RNA of Salarias fasciatus (jewelled blenny), 1561 nucleotides long. It is a transcript of the gene sephs1, whose product is annotated as selenophosphate synthetase 1. Gene Ontology annotation, cellular component: cytoplasm. The transcript has 10 exons. Gene Ontology annotation, biological process: L-selenocysteine biosynthetic process. Bases 129 to 1307 code for a protein of 392 amino acids. NCBI's taxonomy places the organism in Eukaryota, Metazoa, Chordata, Actinopteri, Blenniiformes, Blenniidae. The record is from RefSeq and is a predicted model, not a curated record. Gene Ontology annotation, molecular function: ATP binding; selenide, water dikinase activity.